AUAGGACGGAGCCACCCGUAUUGCCAAGCCAGGAGAUGUGGUAGAGAUCACUGGGUGCUACCUCCCCACAGUUCUGUCUGGAUUCAACGCCAUCCGUGUGGGUCUGGUGGCUGGCACAUACCUGCAAGCCCAUGAUAUCAAACUCAUGAAGCAACAGGGCGCCGCUAAGAACGUUGUAUCUGACGAGAUGAGAGCGAAAGUGUUGGAGUUUCGACAAGAUGAGGACUGGUACGACAAGCUCGCCCAGUCGAUUGCACCAGAGAUUUUCGGGCACGAAGACAUAAAGAAGGCACUCAUCUUGUCACUCGCGGGGGGUAGUGCACGAGCAUUGGACGAUGGCAUGAAGAUUCGAGGAGACAUCAACAUAUGUCUCAUGGGAGAUCCUGGAGUUGCCAAGAGUCAGUUGCUGCGGCAUCUGUGCUCAUUAUCACCGCGUGGUAUAUACACAACGGGUAGAGGAAGUAGUGGCGUGGGUCUCACGGCGGCUAUUACGCGCGAUGUGGUUACGGACGAGCUUGUGCUGGAGGGAGGUGCGCUGGUGCUGGCCGACGAGGGUGUGUGUGCCAUUGAUGAGUUCGAUAAGAUGGACGAAAGCGAUCGCACAGCCAUCUACGAAGUCAUGGAACAGCAGACCAUCUCAAUUGCCAAGGCCGGUAUUACCACCACACUCAACGCCCGCGCAGCCAUCCUUGCGGCGGCUAACCCUCUGUACGGACGGUACAAUGUCAGCAAGAGCAUCACAGAGAACAUCAAUCUGCCCACAGCCCUGCUCUCACGAUUCGAUCUGCUAUUUCUUUUACUUGAUCGACCGGACAAUACACAGGAUCGCCGCCUGGCUGAGCACGUUGCUCACGUACACACAAACCUCAGGCCGCCUGAGCUGGGGUUUGAGCCUGUUGAUGGGGAGAUGAUCAGAGCAUACAUGAUAAUGGCAAAGGAGCUCACCCCCACAGUGCCAGCAAGAUUGGCGGAGAGGAUAGUGGAAGAGUACUCACUGAUGCGACAACAGCACUCGGAACAGUUCGGCAUCAAGGCCACACCCCGUUCGCUGCUGGCAAUUCUUCGUCUGUCCACAGCCAGGGCGCGUCUCCGCUUUGCCCCUGCGAUUGAGGAAGAAGACGUAGAUGAGGCAUUCCGAUUGAUCAACGUGUCUAAAGCGUCACUUGAGGAUAUGGAAAAGAACACCAAGAAACGCAAUCCGGGUACCAUAAUCAACGACAUUUUCGAUAUAGUCCGUAAUCUGCUAGAACGCACGCCCCACAAGAUUAUCAGCUACGAUAAGGCGAAGAAAGCUGUGUUGGGCCGAGACUUCACCCAAAGCAACUUUGAGAUGUGUCUGAACUCGUACAUCGCCGCAGGUGUCCUUAUAAUCGAUGACAGCAAUACGGUCAUCAAAUUCGCCCGCGAGGAGAUGGAUGAGUAAUCACUUAAAUCGUCAAUUGAUAGCCUACUAUAUUAGUCUUAAGAUACGCAAUCGAUAUGGUGAUUUGUCCAAAGCGCAAGGAAUGACAAACUAUAUAACAGGCAGCAUUCAAGCCUACCGACGGGUCAACAACGACGCACAGUAUUGAAUCUGCUUCACCUGGAGUAGACUUUGCACCACGGCUAGCGUAUUCAUUGGAUGUACCAUAUACAAGGGAGAUGAGAGUAUGCUUACUGUACAUGGGGCCAACCGGAGCCUAGUAGUACUUGCGCGACGAUCGAACACGGAUCACAUCUAAAUAAGCAUCCACGAGAAAUCACCCACUCGCAAACAAGAGAAAGACCGAGACGUCCGGCGCAUAUGAAGCGUUCGAGCUUAAGAGCUUUUAAAUAAAUACAAUAUAAAUUCGA
Sphaeroforma arctica JP610 is the source of this 1833-nucleotide messenger RNA. RefSeq lists its product as hypothetical. The coding region runs from base 146 to 1423 and encodes 425 amino acids. The record is from RefSeq and is a predicted model, not a curated record. Gene Ontology annotation, molecular function: ATP binding; single-stranded DNA binding; single-stranded DNA helicase activity. Gene Ontology annotation, biological process: DNA replication initiation; double-strand break repair via break-induced replication; DNA strand elongation involved in DNA replication. The transcript has 7 exons. Lineage: Eukaryota; Ichthyosporea; Ichthyophonida. Gene Ontology annotation, cellular component: MCM complex; nucleus.